CUAUGGUUUCUGUUUUCUGUCAGUUCGAUUCAGUGCUGUCAUGUGAAGCUUUGAUUGUUUGCUUUACUUAUUUCUAACGUUUUUAUUUUGGACUCUUGAAGAAAUUUUAAUUAUAGAUACGUUAAAAUUAAUUUAAACGUUAUAUAUCAUCAUAGCUACAUGUGUGGCGUUCCUGCGUUAACCCCUCUUCUCUCUAUCAAUAGUUUUAAAUCUUAUUUUAUGUUCGCAUAAAUAAAUCACGCGAAUCGUAAAUAGAUCUCGAUGUUUGUUUGUGAAUAAAAUAAGUGUUUAUCAGUGCGCGAGUGAAAUACAGAGCAGUCAAAUGUUAAUGGUUCUCGCGAUAAUUUCGAUGUUAGAAUCGGAUCGGGACGUACGCGCGAGGAGGGACUAUGUUGUUUAUCAGUGCCUUAGCGAUCGGGAUGGUUACCGGCUUGCAGAAUGCUACCACGGACGUUGCGGCGGUCAGUGACGUCACGGGGGCGCCGCGGCGCGAGAUGGUGCUGGACGGGCCGAAGCUGGCGCCGCCGAGCCAGCUGGACAACGUGACGGUGCAGGAUCGGCCGUCGAUGUGGGACAUGUAUUUGAAUCCGUGCGGUAAAUGGCGGCCGAUAAAUCACAUAUUUUUCCAAGUGGCCAAUGUAUUUUUUCUGCUGUCGUUCUUGGCGCCUCACACGCCGACGGGACUGAUAUGGUUGCGCGUGGCUCUGAUCCUCGGGUGCACGUUUUCUGGGAUCUGGGCGUGGAGUAUCGAGUGCUACCUGGACGCUGUGUUGUGGAACAGUGCAUUCAUAGCUAUAAACUUUGUGUAUUUCUCGGUGCACUUCUAUUUGAUGAGGCCAAUCAAGUUUCACAAAGACAUUGAAGAGGUAUACGUGGCUCUCUUCAAGCCGCUCCGAGUCUCGCGGCGGCAGUUCCGACGGGUGCUCCGCUGCAUGCGCAACGUGCGCCAUCUCAAGUGCCACGAGCUAUACGCGCAUGAGAAGGUCACCAAGGUGGACAGUCUCUCCCUCGUGCUGUCUGGCAAACUGGUGGUAUCCCAGAACCAGAGGGCGCUGCACAUCGUGUUCCCGCACCACUUCCUCGACUCGCCCGAGUGGUUUGGUGUCUCCACCGAUGAGUACUUCCAGGUGUCAAUAAUGGCGAUGGAAGAAUCCCGAGUGCUCGUGUGGCAUCGAGACAAACUCAAGCUUUCAAUCAUGUCGGAUGCCUUCCUACAGGCGGUGUUCGACCACAUCCUCGGUAGAGACGUUGUGCACAAGCUGAUGCAGGUGAGCGAAACGAUGGCAGUGAGCAACGGGCACUUGCCGAACAGUUUCGAGGAGGGGGAAGACAAGCCCAUGCUGGUCGUGAAAAAGAGCGGCGACGGGCCCGGCAUCACCGCGCUGCUCAACCGGCAGCUACAAGCGAGCGACCCCAACGCGUGGCGCCUCGGCCGCAUCGAGGAGACGGAGCACGAGACGCCCGUGUGAGGCCGGGGCGGGCGCGCGCGUGGCCCGCCCGGGCGACGCCGCCGCUAAUGUCCACCUUAUUGUCUACCCCACAGAGUUCUAACUCGGACGAUCGAUUAUGAAACUAUGGAGACCUCGGUUUUGACGAAGUGGAAGUUCGCUUUCGCUGUUUUAAUGGGUGUAAAUAAUUUUGGAUGUGAAUAUGGUGAAGGUCUAGUCGAUAUGAGUACCGCAAGAUAUUGUUCUCUGGCGCUAGGUUUGUCUCGAUAAUAAGAAGAGGUUCUUCGGAGAUUGGCAGCUUUUCCGAGAUAUGUGAGCUAAACGAAGUCAAAUCUACGCUAUAAGGGUGGUAUUCCAUCUAUCAAAUAUCUUUGUCAAAGUCAAAAAAAAAGUCAAAAAAAGUCAAAGUGUUUUUAUUUGUGAGUAUAUGUCAAACUGAUUACAGUGGCGGUAAAUAAAUACUUGUAGCACUAUACCCUGCCUGAUGGCGUACAAAAACUUGAAUUAUUUCCUUACAUACUAACAUGCGAAAUAAAUUUACAUAUCUAUAUAUAUAUAUACCUAGUCAUUAUUAAUAUUAAAGUCAUAUCAAAUCAGAACCAUUAAAAUUAUACAGCAAAAAUUCAGAAAUAGUGUAAAAACAAUUAUCAAUUAAAAAUGUCAGUAGUUUGUGCUUAAACUGAUUUAUGGGUAACAUUCUGAAUGGGACAGGCAAUUUGUUAUAAAUCUUACUAGCUAAGCAGAACACACUUUUGCGCAUUAGUGCAGUUUUUGCGGAAACAGGAAAGAGAUUCUGAGGAUACCUGGAAUCUCUAGCAAAUACCUCAGAGACCGUCCUGAAUAGUGUUGGGUUUGUUUUGAUGUACAUCGCAAUCUCAAAAAUGUAGAGGCACGGCAAAGUAAGAAUUUUCAGUUCUUUAAAAUGUGGCACACAGCUAUCUGUUAGGUGAAGCCCUCGAAUCGCUUUCACGCAUUUCUUCUGUGCCAUAAAGACGGCUUCCCUGUUAACUGAGUUACCCCAAUAAAUGAUUCCAUAGCGUAAGCUAGAGCCAACGAAACUGUGAUAAGCCAUCAUCACAGCCUCUGUACUGACUUGCUUGGAAAGCUUGUACAAAGCGAAAGCAUAUUUAUUUAAUUUUUUACAAACGGUCUCAGUAUGAGCUGUCCAAUUUAAAUGAUUGUCAAUCUGGACUCCUAAAAAACUUGUGUUGCUUACUGAUUCUAUAACUGUUCCUUCAUAAUUGCAAUCAAUGGGUCUCAUUACUUUUCUUUGAUAAAAAUGCAUUAUUUUUGUUUUAUUUAGAUUUAUUGUUAAAUUAUUGUUCUUGAGCCAUUCAAUUAUAGUAUGUAAAGUGUAAUUAAUUUCAUAUUCAUAGUCUCUAUCAUCUUUGCAAUCAAUUACUACUGUGCUGUCGUCGGCGUAGAGUACCAUUGGGUACUUAAUGUGUCGAGGAAGGUCAUUAAUAUACAGCAAGAAUAAAAGCGGACCUAGCACGCUUCCCUGCGGCACUCCAUACACUAAAUCUCGUUUAUCAGACCUGUAACAGACCUGUCUUUGUGAUUUAAGACAUAUCUGUGACAGUUCAGUGUACUGCUCUCUACCACUUAAAUACGAUUUCAUGAGAUUCAAUACAUUGCCACGAAUGCCAUAGGCACUGAGCUUCUUGAGUAGGAUUGAAUGAUCGACGUAGUCGAAUGCCUUUGUCAUGUCCAUAUAUAUAGCACAUACUUGCUCUCCUUCAUCCAUUUUUACUACAAUGGGAUGUAAUAAAUGAAAUAUGGCCAUAUUAAUGGUUUUUUGCUUGCGGAAGCCUUUUUGCUCUGAUGCAAACAGAUUAUGUUUUUCUAGAAAACCGUAUAUUGCUUCAUAAAUAACUUUCUCAAAGAUUUUAGAGAAGACUGUGGCAAGGGCAAUAGGUCUAUAGUUCGCUAGGUUCUUUUUAUCGCCCUUUUUGUGGAGGGGCUUUACAAUUGUUAUCUUAAGUUUAUCAGGAUAGAUUCCUUGAGAAAUACUUAUAUUUAAUAUGUGACUUAAUGGAUAUGCAAUAAUAUGUGAUACAUGUUUAACUACUUUGGUGCAAAUUUCAUCGUAACCUACACUACUCUCUCUUGUCUCACAAUUUUGCUUAAUGAGAGAGUGAGACGCAAUGACAUUAGAGAGGUGGAAUAGGUAUCACCCUACGAAACUCAUAUUUUACGGGACACAAGUUUUUCUUUACGAUCUUGGAAAAAUAAGUGAAAUUAUAGCGAUGCAAACUACGUACUUUAGCACAUUUCUAGCAGAAAGGAAGUCGCAAUAAGUUAGAUUAAAUGAAACUAAUGAUAUUAUUUACAUGGGGAUAGAUGUAGAAACGCUGUAAAGACAUGUUACAUAGCGCCAUAAUAAUAUUUUGCGGUAGUGUCAAUAGCCUUAGUUAAGGCAGCUAGUGAUAAAGCGGUGUAAAGUGAUAUGUGCGCUAUGGCUUGAGUAGUAAGGUCGGAAUUUGAAUAAGAUUGCUAAUGUGGUAUUAUUUUAUAUUUAUGAUUCAAUGUAAUUUGGUUUUGUUACUUUGCAGCUACGGUAAUCUGUGAUUAUAAUGCAAUUAUUUGUAAAUUUUAUUAUGAUUGAUUGAAAAUUAUUUCAGUAUUGUAUCACCUUGAAAAGGCUUUGGUUUUGCGUCCAUUAUAUUAUGAAUUAUAAUUAUUAUCUCAUUAUUAAGCACAAAUAACUUGAUUCCCAUUAGAUUAUUCAAUAAUUUGAAAGAUUGUGAAAGGGCGUAGAGGUGGGUUACUUUACUUGGUAAAUUUCCAACUGAUAAAACUCUGAAAAAUAUAUCUGCUCUGUUUUAUUGUUUUUCUAUGUUAGGCAUUAAAUAGUUAAGCCUAUCAGGGCUAAACAGGAUAUUAUUUUAUACAAGCUAGGUGUUGCAUACGAAACCUCAAUGAGUUAUAGGCACAUUUUGUUUCUUUUUUUGGAAGGGCUGGAUGUGUUAAGAACAGGAUAGCAAAAAAAUUAGACACUUGCAAAGACUAGAAUUUACAGUUACAUAUAUGUAAUGGAUAUGGAGAUAGACUUGUUGUCCCAAAAUAAAACUGAAGUAAAUAGAUUUGAUCAACAUUUUGUAUUAAAUAGCUCGUAUGAUAGAGUAAAAUGUAAAAAUAAUGUGUGUUUAAUCAAAAUGAAUUGAUUACCUGUAAACGGUGGAAGUCACAUUUAGUUAGAUGCCUAUUUACAAUUAAUAAC
Messenger RNA from Cydia splendana, 4671 nucleotides. RefSeq names its product blood vessel epicardial substance-like. Gene Ontology annotation, cellular component: sarcolemma. Lineage: Eukaryota; Metazoa; Arthropoda; Insecta; Lepidoptera; Tortricidae. Bases 390 to 1469 code for a protein of 359 amino acids. The transcript is spliced from 6 exons. The record is from RefSeq and is a predicted model, not a curated record. Gene Ontology annotation, biological process: heart development; striated muscle cell differentiation; skeletal muscle tissue development. Gene Ontology annotation, molecular function: cAMP binding.